CCUCUAUGGUGCGGGGGAAGGAGGGAGGCGGAGGAAGAUGGCGGACGGGCCUGAGGGAGAGGAGCGGGCCGACAGGACCGCCAUGGCGGGAGCCGCCGGAGGACCUGAAGAAGAGGCAGAAAAACCUGUGAAAACUAAGACUGUUUCUUCCAGUAAUGGAGGGGAAAGUUCGAGUCGCAGCACAGAAAAGCGAUCAGCUGAAGAAGAAGCCGAAGACUUCUCCACAAAGCCCGCAAAAAUCUCCAAGUUUGGAUUUGCCAUAGGUAGUCAGACGACAAAGAAAGCACCGGUCAUAUCCAUCAAACUUGGAGCAAGCAAGCCUAAAGAACCCGUUCCAACUCUUGCCCCGAAAACUCUAUCAGUAGCAGCAGUUUUCAAUGAAGAUGAUGAUAGUGAGCCGGAGGAAAUGCCUCCAGAAGCCAAGAUGCGCAUGAAGAACAUUGGAAGGGACACCCCAACAUCGGCAGGACCAAACUCCUUCAACAAGGGAAAACACGGAUUUUCUGACAACCAGAAGCUCUGGGAACGAAAUAUCAAAUCUCACCUUGGCAACGUCCACGACCAAGACGAAGACUAAAACGACGCGCUCGGAGGUUGGGGUGUGGGGGACGGGUGUGUGAUGUUCAAGGAACCGUUUCCUCUUUUUUUUUCCUCUUUUUUUUUUUUUAAGAAUGGUAUGAGUAUCUUUGGAGCCACUUUUUUUUUUUAAAAAAAAAGAUCGAGUGGUACACUAAUAAACAAGAGUUUGAAAUUAGAGGUAAUUUAUGUUUUAUAUACAGAUCUCGACAUUUGCUAAUUUUGUAGUUCCAUGUGAGCAGCUUGAAAAGGUUACAGCGAAUAAAGAAAUCAGAAGUGGUACCUUUUUAAGAAUCGAUUAUUUUUGUAGUCACAUCGAUUAGCACGGUGAGGGGGAGGAAAAAAGGUCACCGUCUCUAAGCGAGUUCAGACUGAAGGUCUAGAUCCCUUUUAGCAGGCUUUUAACUCCCUCUUUUAGACUAGGAAAACGGCUCCCAAGAACAACUUUGAAAAGAGAGGAAAAGCUGCCUCGGGAGGGUAGUGUACCGAGGGUCUUGAUGAUCGGAAAAUCCCCGAGACGGAGGAAAAAAUCCGACUUCCCCCCCCGUCCCACCAUGUGCUUUCAGUUGUUUUAAUAGUUUUCAAAACUAGCGGUUACCUUUCUGUCGGUGGCUACAGAAGCUUGGCUCUUAAACGAAAGGCCCGGCGACCUGUUGGAAACUUUCCGUAAAGUGCUGAAUAUCCGAUAAGGUUCAUUUCACCCCAUGAAACGGGGCUCUGGUCUUCUUCAUUUUAGUCUUCAAAGAACAUUAUGAAGUAAGCUAGUAUUUUAAGUGUGCUCCUUAAUCAUUGGUAUUAACUAGUGCCUGUUAGCAUUUUCCCUUCAUCUAACCGAGGCAAAUAGCAAGGAAGCCGGUUUAUCCGUAGAAGGCCCCACCAAAAAUAAUUCAGCCGUGUGUAUCGCACAAACAUUAUUUGGUUGAGUUUUGCUUCCAAAAGGAAUAAAAGCCACAUCAACCCC
Messenger RNA from Tachyglossus aculeatus (Australian echidna), 1537 nucleotides. It is a transcript of the gene PCNP, whose product is annotated as PEST proteolytic signal containing nuclear protein. The transcript is spliced from 5 exons. Gene Ontology annotation, cellular component: nucleus. Gene Ontology annotation, biological process: proteasome-mediated ubiquitin-dependent protein catabolic process; protein ubiquitination. Bases 38 to 577 code for a protein of 179 amino acids. The record is from RefSeq and is a predicted model, not a curated record. Lineage: Eukaryota; Metazoa; Chordata; Mammalia; Monotremata; Tachyglossidae.